AUGUCUCUUGGUGCUAACAUAGCACCCAUGGUUUCCUCAUACACCGCAAACUCUAUUCCUACGACACCCCCAAGACCCUCCACUGGAAUAGCAAACUUCUCCCCUUUGGAGUCACGCCACACCCGCGGCAAUAGCCAUCCGCCCAGUGUCCCUGGGUCGCCACAAAGCAAUGCCACUGGCUCACCAAGGUCGAUACAACGACCUUUCCCGACACCGACGCCCUAUAAUUCGUCCUUUCGACAAUCCGUGAUCUCCGGCACUACCUCUCUCAAAGAAAGCGAUAUCGAUUCACUGCGUAAUAGCAGUGUCUCUCAUUUCCGUACCUUAUCCCGAAUAAAGAAUGAAGGUUCCAAUGAGGAAUUUGCCAUUGAUGCUGGGCAGGACGUAGCGGGGAUGUAUGGUCGGAAGCGAUUACAGAGAGCAAAUACCGAUAACCUGACAAGUUGGGAAAGAAUGAAUUGGAUGGACAAGCGGCGGCAGUACAUCCAAGCUUACGAGUACUUGUGUCAUAUCGGCGAAGCCAAAGAGUAAGCCCCAUCUAAGAUUCAGCAUGUGUGCUCAGCUUACCCGGUUUUUGAGCAGAUGGUUAGAAAACUGCAUUGGCGAACCAAUCCCCCCAGUUGUCGAGCUGGAGGAAGCACUAAGGGAUGGUGUGACUCUCGCGAAGUUGGUACGGGUAUUCGCGCCCGAAUUGGUGCCCAGAAUAUUCGAAGCAAAAAAGCUACAAUUUCGCCAUUCAGACAACAUAGACCGCUUCUUCAAAUUCCUCAAGAGAGUCGAGCUUCCAGAAGUAUUGCCCCCCUUUAUCCUCAGCAGCUGCACUCAGGGUCAUCGGCUAACCCACCAUAGAUCUUCAUAUUCGAACUCACUGAUCUUUACAACAAAAAGAAUAUCCCCAAAGUAAUUUAUUGCUUACACGCACUCUCUUAUCUCCUCAUCCGCCUUGGUCUUACGGAUAAUUCUAUUGGUAAUCUCGUUGGAAAACUUGAAUUCACGGAAGCCGAAAUUCAAAAUACCCAGCGAGGUCUUGAUAUGGCUGGAGUCAGUCUACCUUCUUUCCGAGGCGUGAACAAACAUUUCGGCGAUGUAGAGCCAGAACCGGAGCCGAUUGAAUCAGAAGAGGAUAGGAUCGAAAGGGAAUUGAAAGAGCUGGAACCAGACAUAACCGAGUUGCAGAGAUUAUGCAGAGGGUUUCUGGUCCGCAACAGGUUGGGCCACCAUAUGGAACUCCUUUGGGAUUCGGAGGAUUCGAUCACCGAAUUACAGGCCCUUAUCAGAGGGAUGUUUUCCCGUAUAGCGUUCGGAUAUAAGGUAGACAUGGCCAAAUGGGCCAGAGACGUUCAGGCACACACCAGAGGUUACCUCAUUCGACAAGCUAUAUUACGCCAAUUACGACACUUUACGAGCCACGAGAGAUUGAUCAUACGACUUCAGGCCCGAUACCGAGGAAGAGAAUUAAGGGAGAGGUUCAGGAAACAGAGGGUGGAACUGGAACUAGCAAUGAUUGGAAUUACGGAGUCACAAGCCGCCGCAAGGGGUAUGCUGUUAAGGGCGAAACUGUGCGCUCAAAUGGGUGAUCUAUAUGAGAAUGAGGGCGAUGUCAUGGAUCUCCAAGCAAGAGCCAGGGGUGCUUUGUUGCGGAUGAGUCUCGCUGUCAAGAUGGGCGAUGUUUUCGAAAGUGAGCAAGGAAUCACCGAUGUACAAUCCGUAAUCCGUGGAGUGCUGGCGCGGAGGAAGAAAGACCGUCUGCUAAGCGACUUGAAUGAUGCCGGGAAGGAAGUUACAGCACUCCAGGGAGCCAUCCGAGGGGGGUUCGUGAGGAAAAUGAUUUCAAAAGAUGCUGAAAAUUUAGAAAAAGCCGAUGAUUCUCUCACCAGAAUUAUUGCCGGUGCCCGAGGUAUGCUUGUGAGGAAAGCCAUCCGACAAGAUCUCGCAGCCUUGAAGGAAGUAGAGAUCAUGAUUUCGAUACUACAGGCCGCCGCUCGGGGUGCAUUGAUCAGGAAAACGAUGGAGAGAGACCAAGGAACCCUCCAAGCCGAGGACGAUGUUCUUCCAUACCUUCAGGCGGCCAUUAGAGGCUAUGUGGUUCGUCAGAACUUCGGCUCAGACAAAGCAGCCGUUGAGGCCAACGCGGAAUUGUGGACCAGACUACAGGCUAUCGGAAGAGCAACCCUUGUCAGAGCGGAAUACCGGCGGAAGCUAGAGCUUCUCGAGGAGGCUUCCGAAGAGGUGAUACAACUUCAAGCCCAUGUCCGGGGUGCCCUAGCCAGGAGCGCCUUUGACGCCAUACUGGAUGAGCUGGUUGCCCAAAUUGGAGGGGUGGUUGACUUGCAAUCAAGAGCUCGGGGCACGCUCCAACGCUGGGCUGUCUCGGACAUUCUAGAUGCCCUCGAUAGUGAGGCUGACAGUAUCACUGAUGUCCAAGCACACACUCGUGGAUUCCUAUUUCGCCAACGGCAAGGGCGAUUCCUAGAUGAACUAUUUUCCAAAAUAGAUUCGAUCAUCGAAACGCAAGCUGCAAUACGGGGAGUUCUGGUCAGAAGUUAUGUGGACGAUAUCAUUCUAGCAGUUCAGGACGAAGAGGGUGCAAUUAUUGAGCUUCAGGCUAUGGCACAAGGCUUUUUACAGAGGAAAGUAUUCUGCGGGAAACUAAAGCAUUUUAAGGAGAACAUGGAGAAGGUUGUGAAGAUUCAGAGUUUUGUUCGAGCAAAGCAGCAAGGGGAGGCCUAUAAGUCACUAAGUAAGGACCAUUCGCUAUCCCAAUGAUAAAAUCACAUACUUAUGCUUCUCUCUCUAGUGGGCGGUAAGAAUCCACCAGUCGGGACCGUGAAGAACUUUGUCCACCUUCUCAAUGACAGCGAUUUUGAUUUCGACGAAGAAAUCGAAUUUGAAACGCUUCGGAAGAAUGUUGUCCAGCACGUCCGAGCCAAUGAGCUGGCCGAAGCCUACGUCAGUCAGCUUGACAUCAAAAUUGCCUUGCUUGUAAAGAACAAGAUCACCCUGGAUGAGAUCAUCAAACACCAAAAGCGAUUUACCGGCCAUGUCGGAAAUCUACUCAGCAAUACAGCAAUAGCUAGCUCCGAUCCCUUUGACCUCAAGGCCCUCAACAAUAACUCUCGUAAGAGGCUCGAGCGUUACCAACAAAUGUUUUUCGCCCUGCAGACCCAGCCACUAUACCUCACUAGAUUAUUCAAACGAGUUCGGGAGCAGAAUACCCCUGAUCAAGAGAUGAAGAAAAUCGAAAAUUUAGUGAUGGGAAUUUUCGGAUACGCUCAGAAGAGACGCGAGGAGUACUACCUACUAAAGCUGAUUGCAAAGAGUAUCAAGGAGGAAGUGGACAACUGCAGCCGUCCAGAAGAGUACCUGAGAGUGAACUUCUUUUGGAUGAAACUAGCCAUGAAUUACAUUCGAUCACCAAGGGAUAGAAAGUUCAUGCGGCACGCCCUUGGCACCCUAGUUAGGGAGGAAUUUAUCGAGAACGAGGAGCUCGACCUCGAAUGUGAUCCCCAGCAAAUUUACUUAUCGUCCAUCAACAAUGAGGAACUCCGAACUGGUCAAAGAUCGAGGCGUGAUCCAAGCGUUGGCCGUGACAUAGCAAUCAAGGACCAAGAAACCCGAGAAACCUUUGUCGCUCACCUCUCUGCUCUGAGGAACCUUGCGUACGACUUCAUAAGCUCUCUCGAAGACAAUCUCAACCUCAUGCCAUAUGGCAUAAGAUAUAUCGCCCAACAAUCUGUUAAAGCACUCACAGAGCGGUUCCCCGAUGAAAGCGAGGAAGCGAUCCUGCAAAUUGUUGAGCAUUUCAUAUACCAGAAGUAUUGGGGCCCCGCCGUAGUGGCUCCCGAGAGCUAUGGUAUUGUCGAGAAAACCCCGACUCCGAUGCAGAAGAAAAACCUCGCUGAACUUGGGAAGCUCUUGAAUCAAAUUUCCAGUGGACGUCUCUUUGCACAAGCCAAUCUCUUCUUACAGCCUCUCAAUCACCACAUCCCCGAGGCAGUUGACCGGAUGAAGAGCAUCUUCAGGACAAUCGUUAGCGUUCCUGAUUUGAAAACGCGUUUCGACAUGGACGAGUUUGAAGAUCUCACAAGCAAAGAGAAACCUACUCUUUAUAUCAAGAUGUCAGACAUCUUCACCAUCCACCGUUUGAUUGCCCAGGACAUUGAAUCAAUUGCGCCUAGCAAGGAAGAUCAGAUGAGAGUCAUUAUCAGUGAGCUUGGCAGUGUCAAGACUUCAGAAGCUGAGCUGAAGAAUGUUGGGAAUACCGAGAUUGGGCUCCACCUUGACCCUCACUUCCAGAAAAUUGAAGACCCGGAUAGCGAGGUUAACGCACUAUUCGUUGAAACUAAACGUUGCAUUCUUUACAUCAUCCGCGUACAGACCGGCUCCAAUCUUAUGGAAAUUCUCGUAAAACCUAUCGCAGCCGAGGAUGAGGAACGGUGGGAGAUCCUCCUAGAGGAAGAGCGAGCGCAAACUGGAAAAAAGAAUGCUUAUGCGGACGCGACAGCCCUUUGUGGCAUCAAUUCGUAAGUAUUUUCUCCCUGAUCCCAGUACAGCGCUAACAUAACCCACAGCAUGACAUACGGAGAGCUCAAGAGGACUGCCUUAGAAUGUAUAAUUCGAUUAGAAUCAACUGGGAAAAUCACUCGCAAGAACCAGUACCAGGAUCUUUUAAACGCCAUCGCGCUCGAUAUCCGAACGAAGCACAGACGCCGAGUCCAGCGAGCCAGGGAAGUUGAAGGUGUCAAAUUAACGCUUGCGCAUUUGAACGAGAAGGCCGUCUACCUAGAGGGCCAACUUCAGAGCUACAACGACUACAUCGAACAGGCGAUGGUUACCCUCCAGACCAAGAAGGGGAAAAAGAAGGUUGUCCUUCCUUUCACUCGACAGUAUUUCCAUAUGCGAGAACUUCAGAAAUCUGGCCGGGUGCCCGAAUUUGGAUCUUUCAAAUAUAAUGCAAGAGGAUUGGCAGAUAAAGGUGUGUUAGUGAGUUUGGCGGGCUUUCCUGAGCGGAAAUGGGAUAAAAUUGGCUUCACUAUCUCCUCUGAAGUAAUCGGUGUUUUCCAUAUUGAAGCCAGCAAUGGCACUAUGAUGGUUCCCGGGGCCAGCGCAGAUGUCUUGUUGGACGAUUUAUUACAGGUAUGCCAGUUCAAAAACGAGCAUAAGUCAUUUGAGAAACUAACACCCCUUUAGAGACAGUUCCACAACAACCAGUUUCUGGUGGUGUGUGAUGGUAUGAUCAAGUUUAACGUAAACUUGCUUCUUCAUCUUAUCUUCCGGAAGUUCUACCGGGACGAAUGAACGGUGUCUUCUACUGUUUCUCAUGCCUUUUUAGCGUUCCUUCUAUUGUUCUUGAAUCAUAGCACAAAAUCAUAGCAUGUUCUUUCCUUGGUUGGGUACAGCGGUAUUGAAGUAGGGUUGGGUAUAAAAGUGGCCGGCUGGAUACUAGGGGUGAGGCGUUCUCUUGUCUAUCAUACCACUCUUCUUUGUAUGUGUUUUCUUGUUUUCUCCCGUUUCCCAGAGCAUUCAUGCCAGGGACUAUUCUCCCGUCCAGUUUUUACUCAAGCUAAACCCUUUCUCCCUUUCUUUGUAAAUCGCUCAUGUUUUCUCUUUAUUUUUGGUGGGAGUUGGCUUCUUUCGUCCCUAACUUUCUCGUUUUCCCUUUUUAUUAUCUCUUCGCGAUGGGCUGGCCUGGACAACAGAUACUCAUAUCUUAUACCCUUCUUUUCCCUGAAUGGGUCAUUGCUGUAAAACUCCGAUUUACAAUACAGUCUGCUCCAGUGCUGUGAGACUAGCACCGGGAGCACCGUACCCGUGCAGAAAAU
Molecule: messenger RNA, 5822 nt
Organism: Tuber aestivum (summer truffle)
Lineage: Eukaryota; Fungi; Ascomycota; Pezizomycetes; Pezizales; Tuberaceae
Source: the annotation of a GenBank genome assembly